AUGAAGCUCUCAAUCUUUGCUGCGGUGCUUGCCGCCCUUCCUCUGGCAACCUCCUCCCCAACCUGGGGACCUGGAAAGGGCCCCUACGGACCGAAAGAUAAAUACCCUGGCCUUGCUGUGCUUGCAAAGAGAGCCGGUCUUCAAUACUUCGGAACUGCCAUCGACAAUGUCGUCUUGAACAACACUAGAUACGUCUCGAUCGCGCACAACCGCUCCGAGUUCGAUCAGGUCACGCCCGCCAAUGGCCAGAAGUUCGUCCACAUCGAGCCUCAGCGCGGAGUCUUCAAUUGGACCCUCGCGAACCAGGUCAUCAAGCCCGCGAAGAAGGCUCGACAAUCCGUCCGCUGCCACAACUUCAUCUGGCACACGCAAGCCCCGGAGUGGCUCGAGUUCGGCAAUUGGACCAAGAAGGAACUCGUCUCCAUCAUGGAGAACCACAUCAAAGUCGAGGCGCGCUACUUCUACGACACCUGCUUUUCGUGGGAUGUCGUAAACGAGUCUUUCAACGACGAUGGCACGUUCCGCGAGACCUUCUGGUACAAGACGCUCGGGAAGGAGUACAUUGAGCUUGCGUUCAAGUUCGCGCGCAAGUACACCUCGCCGCGAACCACGCUAUACUACAACGACUACGGCAUCGAGAAGGUCAACAACAAGUCCUUGGCGAUCGCCGAGCUCGUCAAGGACUUCAUCAAGCGCGACAUCCCCAUCGACGGUGUCGGCCUGCAGGGCCACUUCCGCAUGGCUACCGCACCCAAGUACGAGGAGAUUAGCGCCUCGAUCGCGCAGUUCAACAAGCUCGGCGUCGAGACCGCCAUAACUGAGCUCGACGUCCGCAUCGAGCUCCCCGACUCGCCCGAGAAGAAGGCAAAGCAGGCGGAGGGAUACGCCAAUGCGGUCAAGGCAUGUGUCGAUGCGGAUGAUUGCGUCGGCGUGACAGUGUGGGAUUUCUGGGACCCCGUUUCUUGGGUGCCGUAUACCUUCCCUGGAUGGGGCAACGCAUGCCUUCUCGAUGAUGACUUCAACAAGAAGCCUGCGUAUUAUGCAGUUUCCGAUGUGUUGCGGGCCGCUGCCUAG
This is a messenger RNA of Aaosphaeria arxii CBS 175.79, 1074 nucleotides long. Its product is annotated as glycoside hydrolase family 10 protein. The transcript has a single exon. Gene Ontology annotation, molecular function: hydrolase activity, hydrolyzing O-glycosyl compounds. The coding region runs from base 1 to 1074 and encodes 357 amino acids. Lineage: Eukaryota; Fungi; Ascomycota; Dothideomycetes; Pleosporales. Gene Ontology annotation, biological process: carbohydrate metabolic process. The record is from RefSeq and is a predicted model, not a curated record.